Molecule: messenger RNA, 1145 nt
Organism: Acanthochromis polyacanthus (spiny chromis)
Lineage: Eukaryota; Metazoa; Chordata; Actinopteri; Pomacentridae
Product: homeodomain-interacting protein kinase 1-like
Exons: 7
Coding region: 96-1145 (349 amino acids)
Biological process (GO): peptidyl-threonine phosphorylation; smoothened signaling pathway; positive regulation of transcription by RNA polymerase II
Cellular component (GO): nucleus; PML body; cytoplasm
Molecular function (GO): protein serine/threonine kinase activity; transcription corepressor activity; transcription coactivator activity
Source: RefSeq, a predicted model, not a curated record
AGUGUGGUAGAUUACCAACGGUUUAACAAGACAUCCAUAGAUUAUGGCUCUCUUUUGUGUCUGUUUCACUUUCAGUCUUCUGUGACAACAUAAAAAUGAACAUUCAAAGAUCAUCCUCACCGUCUUCCUCUGAUGGGAGAACCAAAGUCCCAAAAGGCUACACGCUGGCGAAAAACCUGGGACAUGGAAGCUAUGGAACAGUGCUGGAAUGUGUGGAAGACAGCACUGAAGAGCACGUGGCUAUAAAGAUGCCCGAAAAGAACAAUCUAGACCGUGAGGCGGAAAUCUUGGAAAAGCUCAUGAGCCACAACUCGGACGAGUCCAACAUCAUCAAGUACAAGGGAGAAGUCUUUGUAAAAAGUACGCGGCUCCUGGUGUUGGAAAAACUGGACAUCACCCUGUGGGACUAUGUACAUGGAUUAAGAGGACCAAUGCAACUGGAACACGUCCGUACAGUCAUUCAACAGCUGGCCGUGGCUUUGAAUACGACCAAGAGUGCUGGCAUAAUCCACACUGAUGUGAAAAUGGAUAACAUCAUGAUGGUGGAUCGUGUGAAGCAGCCCUUCAAGGUCAAACUUAUUGACUUUGGUUUGGCCAAGUACAGGUCUGAGGCCAAAGCAGGAGAUCUAGUCCAAAUACUUAGAUAUAGAGCUCCAGAAAUCAUCCUGGGCCUGCCGUAUUCAGAGGCCAUCGACGUUUGGUCGUUAGGCUGCGUGAUGGCCAGGAUGGUGGCUCGUAUUGCUCUCUUCGGAACACACUCAGAAUACUGGAUACUCCGACAAAUGAUCAGUCUGCUGGGUCCGCCACCGCAACACCUCAUCGAAGCUGGUCCGAGAUCACGAUUGUUUUUUAAGAAAAUAAGUGGUGGUGUGUGGCGGCUGAAGACACCAGGAGAGCAUUUUGGGAUCUUGGCCAUGUACGCCAUCCCCACACAUCACAGGUUCGGCUCUCUGGAUGAAAUGAAGAGGGUGUAUUCUGAGCCGGACAACCCAGCAGAGGCUGAUGAGAGGAGGGAGUGUAUCGAGCUGUUGAAGGCGAUGGUUCAGUGGGAUGAGAAGGACAGAAUCACCCCCACUGGUAUCCUCAACCAUCCUUUUAUCACUAAAAGCUACCUCAACAGCAGCUCCCCCAUCAGCAGUUGGUAA